AUGGCCUACCAAGCACGCCAAACCGGUCAAGAAGCUGCCUAUAUGCAACAGAUUCAACAAAUGACAGCACAGGCAGAUACAAACUAUCAGUCCAUGUCUAGAAAUACCCAAGUGGCGCUUCAGAAAGCAUUGGAGAAUCGUACGCAGUACAAAAAUGCACAGCGCACACAGCCUUCAUCGGUCAUGCCUGGCACUACUUCGACCGCUUUUGGGGCUCCAGCGGUCACAAGUGCUCCGGCUUUUGGUGCUCCAAACCAACCAACAUCUGCCUUUGGGCAGACAUCGGUUCCCUCUGCUUUUGGGCAAACAGCAGCGCCUUCUGCGUUCGGCCAGGCGGCCAAGCCGUCAGCAUUUGGACAGGCCAGCCAGCCCUCAGUCUUCGGACAACCUGCACAACCCUCGGCAUUUGGACAAACAUCGCAACCCUCGGCAUUUGGGCAGACAGCUAAUCCUUCCGCGUUUGGCCAAGCAUCCCAGUCCUCCGCUUUCGGGCAAAUGUCACAACCUUCUGCGUUUGGCCAGACGUCCCAGCCAUCUGCUUUUGGCCAAACGGCGCAACCUGCUGCGUUUGGACAAGCAGCUAAGACGUCCGCUUUCGGGCAAACAUCCCAACCUGCUGCGUUUGGACAAACAGCCAAACCAUCAGCUUUUGGACAAGCGGCGCAACCGUCGGCGUUUGGGCAGGCUUCCCAACCUGCUGCGUUUGGACAAACAGCCAAACCAUCAGCUUUUGGACAAGCGGCGCAACCGUCGGCGUUUGGGCAGGCUUCCCAACCUUCCGCCUUCGGUCAAACGGCACAACCAUCAGCAUUUGGACAAUCGUCACAGUCAUCGGCGUUUGGCCAAGUCUCAAAACCCUCGGCGUUUGGACAGACCGCACAACCUUCAGCCUUUGGCCAAACGUCACAGCCAUCUGCGUUUGGCCAGACAUCUCAACCAUCUGCGUUUGGCCAGACAUCUCAACCAUCUGCGUUUGGCCAGACAUCCCAACCAUCGACUUUUGGCCAAACGGCGCAACCCUCUGCCUUCAGCCAGCCUUCAGCCACAGUCAACGCUGCCCCUGCGUCCACCCAACCGGGCUCCACUGCGUCUACAACUACGCCUUCCACCUUUGGCACCGCCACUGCACCUUCGGGAUCGGCUACUGCACCAUCAGCAUUUGGACAACUUUCUACAACAACAUCCGCUUUUGGCUCAACGGCCAAGCCAGUAUACCCCUUUGGCGCCACGUCUGCACCAUCAACCUCCGUCGAUGUAUUUGAUGCCGAUCGUUUGCAUGAAAAAGACUUGCCUUCGGAUGUGCUGGCUGCCUUCCAAGCCGAUCGGUUUACAUGGGGCGAGAUUCCUGUAGCCGAGCCUCCCGUCGCCUUGUGUACAUAA
Messenger RNA from Malassezia pachydermatis, 1380 nucleotides. RefSeq lists its product as hypothetical. Bases 1 to 1380 code for a protein of 459 amino acids. The transcript is spliced from 2 exons. Lineage: Eukaryota; Fungi; Basidiomycota; Malasseziomycetes; Malasseziales; Malasseziaceae. The record is from RefSeq and is a predicted model, not a curated record.